UGUCUAGAAAAGGUUCGCCCCCCUCCCCACAACGCGUCUGUCCAUAGAGCAGUGUAGAGUGAGGCAAGAUGGCGAAGCAGGGUGGGAAGGAGUCGACUACUCUGAAGGACAAGGUGAAGCAGCUGUUCCGCCCCAAACCCAGCCGGGUGGUGACCAGCGGGAUCCACGGGAAGGACACGAGAGAGGAGAUCACCUGCACACCUGAACUACUCAAGGAGAUUGGUCCUGAGAGUCCCCUAACCAACCGUCUCAAGGCACUGCGGGAGUUUGGAGAUGUUGUGGCCAGCAGACUGCUGGAAGAUAAUGCUGUGGAGGCCUUGUGGCUGAACAUCUCGGACCUGUUGGAUCCGCAGGCCUCGGCCGAGGCCAGACACGUCGCCCUGCGAUUUGUGCAGUCACUCAUCCUGGGGCAGUAUGACAGACUGGGCAUCAUGAGAGCCCACUUCUUCCGUGUGGUCAGACAUCAUCAGGUGUUUGAGGACAUCCCAGAAAGGCUGGAGGUGUUUAAGGCCCUGAGUGACAACGGGAAGGACAUAACAAACUUUGAGGAGGAGACUGGUCCCUUCCUGCUGGAGUGGAUGCCUGAUGCUGUCAGCUAUGGAAGAACAUUUGAGUUCAUGACCUUGAUGGUCAAUGUCAUCAAGUUCAACUCCAGUUUCCUGGAUGAGGAGAUUGUAGCCGGCCUUGUGCACCACACCUGUAAUGUGUGUAACCAGGCCAACUCUGAAGAGGAAAUUGAGGCAUCCCUGCGUGUGUUGGAUGCUGUGGUGUGUUAUAGCUGUCUGCCAUCAGAGUCUCUGUACCAGUUCAUCACCACACUCUGUCGAACUAUCAAUGUGGACAAGUUCUGCCAGACCAGCUGGAAGGGCUUGAAUUGCCACCUGCAUAUGCAGCUGAUGAGGAACCUUCUGGGAACCCACUUGGGCCACAGCAGUAUCUACACCAUGUGUACCAUCCUACAGGACAGCCAUAACCGGUCUGACCACCAGCUGCUGAGAGGAGCUGUGUUCUAUGUGGGGAUGAGUCUGUGGGGGGCGGGGAGAGUCAACUCCCUCCGACUCACCCCCACAUCUGUCCUGCCAUCAUUCCUCCAGGCGCUGUCGUCCAACAACCCAAUCGUGGCGUACGAGGUGGUGCUGAUCAUCCACCGCCUGAUUAAGAAGUAUGGGAAGGACCUGCAGCAGGUCACCUGGGAGAUCCUGACAGACAUCCUGGAGGCUCUGCUCAAGUACAUCCAGACAUCCCCCGGAGCGAGUGAGUCCCUCCUGCUGAACUUCCACGCCGUCCUGAGUACGGUGGAGUUUCUACAUGAGAACAAGUGCUUCAACGGGUCGUCAGAGAGGCUCUUUGGAAUCAUUGAGAAAUUUGCCAGCAAAAGACCUGAGAGUUCAGUCCUCCUGCUGGUGUCGUACCGUGCCCAGUCCAUCCACCCUGCCAAGGACAGCUGGAUCCUCAACCUGCAGAACCUCAUGGACAAGUACUUCAGGUAUGAGCUGCGCACCCCCAUCAGAAUCAAGGUGUUGGAUGUUCUGUCUGCUGUUCUCAGUUCCACCAGACACCUGUAUGAGGAGAACCUGAUAGAGGGUGUGGUGAUCCCCCAGCUGGGUCAGAUUGCGGACGACCCUGACGUGGAAGUGCGGAACGUUGCAGUGCAGCUGCUGAUGGACCUGGCACAGACAUGUAACACAGAGAGAUGCCUGGACAUCCUGGCUAUCAUAGAGAAGGUGAUUUCCCGUCCAAUGGACACCAAGAAACCCCUGCCCACCACACCUGAUGGAACAGCUGAAGCCAAACCAGCAGCUGUGGACGACUCGCAGCUGGCUGACAUCCAGACAGCUGUGCGUGGGCUCAUCGAGCUGUUCCAGACCAAGCUGUACAAGCUGCCGUCCACCCAUGCCUGCCAGGUGUACGACAUGCUGAUUGGCCACGUCCUGUCUCACUACCAGCACCACUACAAGGCUCACACCGCCUGUCAGAUCAGGCUGGAGGUGUUCACCUGCCUUCUGCACCUGCGAGCCGACACGCUCCACAGACUGGGUCUGCCGGACAAGGACGGCAACUACAAGUUCACAGCUUACAUCACCUGCGACAUGAAGGACCCCGGCAGUGGUAGAAGCUCCCGUGCCACCUCCCCUCCCACUUCCCUCAAGGCCAAGUCCCCCACCCCAGGGUCUGCUCUCAAGAUGGCCAGCCUGCCUUUCUGCAAGGCUCUCUCCUCCAUCCUUACCUGCCUCGGGAACGAGACAGAGUGGGAAGUGCUGAAGCUGGUUCUACAGAAGCUGACAGAAGCUCUACAGAACAAAGCCCUGAUCCUGUCUGGACAUGUCUCCAAUGUGGAGGAACUGUGUUCCAAACUCUGUACCAUGAUCACACUGCUUUCCAGGCAAUGUCUGCAGGUUGGCCAGAGAUCCAUCCUGGAGAAGCUACAGCACACGCCUAAAGACUUCCCCCGCUCAGAGUUCCAGUCUCACAUGUACCCCGUCCUGACGGCCCUGGCCACCUACCACGCACACCUGGACCAGACUAGGCAGAGAGAGCUUGUACGUUGCCUGGAGUCUGGCCUGGUGUCCAAGUGUGCGCAGCAGUGUGUGUGUGCCCUGACUGUGUGCAGCCUGGAGAUGAGAGACGUCAUGAUGAGGAUGCUGCCAUCUGUGCUCCUGCGCCUGUCUCAGAUCUCAGCCACAGUAGCCAUGGCCAUCCCUGUACUGGAGUUCCUCUCAGGUCUGAUUCGGCUGCCCCACCUGUAUGCCAACUUUGUAGAGGAGCAGUACAUGAGCAUCUUUGCCAUUGCCCUGCCCUAUACAAACCCAUUCAAGUUUUCCCAGUACAUUGUUGCCAUGGCACACCAUGUGAUCGCCAUGUGGUUCAUCCGCUGCAGACUGCCCUUCCGCCGCAGCUUUGUGCAGUACAUCACCAAGGGUCUGAAGUCUAACGUGCCAAUAGAAGACCGGAGUGCGUCCUCCCCCUCCUCCCAUCACUCCCCUGUGUCCAGCACACAGGAACAGUUCAGGACCAGGAGCGCCAGCUUCACCGAGAGGCCCAGAAGCUUCAGGCCCAGCCCAAAGUCCAAAUUUGAGCUUUUACAGUUGGAACGGAGUUUCACCUGGCGUGAGACACGACAGUCAGGAACAGACCAUGGCUCAGCUGUGGACGAGAGACAGGAAACCUUACUGAAGGUCCACACUGAACUACUGGAGACUUGUCUGGACAUGAUGGCCAGAUAUACCUUCUCUACCUGCUCCACUAUACCAAAAAGGUCUCCUGUUGCUGAAUUCUUAUUGGCUGGUGGACAGACCAUGACUUGGUUGCUAGGCAACCAGCUCAUCACCGUGACGACCAGUGGAGGAGGGCUGAGGAUGAGGAAGAACGGAGUUUGUGAGAAGUGUGCUUCCCUUCUCAACCUGGAGGAGGACAAGCAGGAGGCUAAAAGUCUUGUGACGACUGAAGAGUAUGUGGAAGCAGAGUUCCGUGAGAGGUCAGACUCGGCGUCCAAGGGAACCCAGGAGGCUCCUGGGAAGCUGGAGACACUGACAACGUCACCGUCUAUACCUCCAGCUGAUAGCAAAAGGGAGAGGAAACGAUCCAAGUCGGGCGGGAAGUACCUGAGCUCGGCGCCCACCCCUGUGUCUCUGCUGAAGGAGGAGUUCCAGCUCUUCAGCCAGGGUCUGACGGAGAAGACACAGAUGGACGUCGGGGAGAAGGCCACCAUCCAGGAGGACAGGAGCGGGGAGGAGAGAGAGGAGGUGGAGGAGGAGGAGGAGAGAGAGGAGGAGACCAGGGUGGAGACACCUGAGGAGACACGAGGUGUGAUGGCAGGACAGGUGGGCAGGAGAGCAGAGAUGUUCCCAGAUGUACCCAAGGACCAGAGUUCUCCAGCUAUGAAUUCCAAGACGAAGAGUUCUCCCACCAAGCUGGUAAGCCGGUACGAGUGUAACUGCUGGUGUCAGGGCUGGGCGGAGAUCCUGAUCCGCCGCCCCACGGGGAACACGUCCUGGAUGAUGCGGAUCCAGAACGCGCGGCUGGUGCAGCCCGACCAGGACUUCCCGCUGGCAGACAUCGCCACGCUGCUGCUCGGGCAGAAGGAAGAAGAGAAUACUGCUGCCAGCCGUUACCAGAGGUCAGAUUCUGCCCCUCCCUCCAUGGGAGUCAAACAGGAUAGAGCCAGCAAACCAGUACACGAGACAGUUUCAGAAGUUGUAUAUGUGGAUGCAGGUGAAGAUGAUGGAGAUAAUGGGGAUGGAGAAGACAGAGGCUUAUUUCACAUUGGUUCACUGGAAGAUAUCAACAAGACAGAACCUACAGGCUUUCAAAAGCCUAUCCUUGGAACUUCCCCAGUGGACACCGAGGAGGUGGUUGAGCCAUCAAAACGUGAGGAUGAGUCAGAAAAUCAGGAAGACGUGGUUGUUAGUAAGAGCCCCUUGUCUCCGAUCCGCAAGACCAACUCAUCUCCACAGCUGACUGGAGAGUGGGCGGUCUAUCAGGAUAAGGAGGAAGAGCAGAUGGAGGAACUAGACAAUGUCUUUGAGUCACAAGACAACGAUGAUGAGAGAAAACGACAAAAUGUGUUGAGCGUACCAGACAAGGACAGUUACUCUCAGAGUGUGAAGCAUGUUCCUCAACCUGCUGUGGAGCCAACACAAUCAGAAGAAAGGCAGGGUAGACCAGUGCAGAGGAAAGUUGCAGUUACAGAAAGACAAGUGAAAGUUGGAGACAGGAAAGAAUCAACAGAAAAGCAGGGUAAACCAGUGGAGAGAAAGGAGUCAACAGAAAGGCAGGGAAAAGUCGUAGAAAGGAAAGAAUCAACGGAAACGCCAGGGAAAGGUUUAGAGAGGAAAGAGUCAACAGAAAAACAUGUUAGACCUGUAGAGAGAAAGGACUCUAAGGAGAAACAAAGGUCAGCAGAACGGAAGGAUUCUAAGGGUCGUCAGACAGGAGGAUUGGCUGGCAGCCGUAUCAUGGAGGAUGUGAAGGAGACUGACCCUCCUCCCAGCAUGGGCACUCCCCAGUCCUCCCCACCCAUGAUGAGAAGACCGAGGGCACAGACUGUGUCAGUUAUGACACCUGGAGUUAACAGAAGGGAAGAGUUCUUGGAGAGAAAGCGGAGGAUGCAACCACCUGUUAAGGAAGGCACAGGGUCUGGUGUUAGUCCAAGCUUUGUGUUCCUGCAGCUGUUCCAUUCAGCUGCUUUUGGAAGUGUGAAUGAGAAACCCAUCCUGCUACCGAAGUCUGAGGUGGUUGGGCGAGCUGUGAAGAACUUGGACAGAAUCCCUCCCUAUGAGACCCACAAAUGCGGGGUUCUGUAUGUGGGACCAGGACAGACCACAGACGAGAAGGCCAUCCUGUCCAAUGAGUUUGGUUCUCUGCGGUACGUGGAGUUCCUGAGUGGGCUGGGACAUCUCAUCCACCUGAAGGACUGUAACCCAGACGAGAUCUUCCUGGGGGGUCUGGACUGUAACGGCAACGACGGCAACUUCACCUACAGCUGGCAGGAUGACGCCAUGCAAAUGAUCUUCCAUGUCGCUACUCUGAUGCCCUACCGGGAGACAGACAGAAACUGUCAGAGUAAAAAGCUUCACAUUGGCAACGACUUUGUCACCAUCGUGUACAAUGACAACACAGAGGACUACAAGCCAGAUACUAUCAAGGGCCAGUUCAACUUUGUGAACAUUGUGAUCAUGCCUCUGGACAACAGCAGCAACCUUGUCACCAUUAAGGCCAAGAAAGAGGUGGAGAGCAUGGUUGGUGACACCAGCUCCAAAAUCAUCUCAGAUGACAACCUGGCUCUUACAGUACGACAGAUGGCACUGCAUGCUAAUUUGGCCUCGAUGAUCCACCGCAGUAAGAACUCCCCAGAAGGAGUGUACGCCUCCAAGUGGCUGGAGCGCCUGCGUCAGAUCAAGCGUAUCCGGACAAAGGUGACCCAGGAGCUGGAGGUCCAGUCCCCGCCGUCCAGAACAACUUCUCCCUCCAGCCCCCGCAGCCUGCUCUCAGACUUCACAGGAUUUGUGUGAAGAACUGGACUGAGUAACAAGCUGAUAGCCUUUGCACAAGUCAAUUUGUUGCAUAUCUGUGGUCAGUGUAUGAUAAUAUUGUACAUGUACUGUAAUUGCUGCUGGUUAUCUUUGAGAGGCAAUGAUCGUAUCGGUUUGAUGUGUGCUUGGCAACAGCAGCUGGAAAUGAUGAUCGUGAACCUCCUGUUACAUCUUGCAAUGCUUCUCAAAAAUGAUUUUGUGUCAGAUGUGGCAAGAUGAAUUAAUGUAAAUGUACAUAAGAACGGGUACAGAAUUUUUGGCUUACCUUAAAUGUAUAUUCAUUGUGCAAAAUGUCAACCUCUAUAAAUGAUAAAUGCAUAAAAAUUAUUGAUUAAAAAGCAUAUCUUAUGUAAGUUACAAGCUUGACUUUUCCCCGAAAAGGAAUAAGCCUUAACAUAAAACUCAUUUUAAAUGGGCCAAAAUUGUUACAUCCAGACAUAGAAGAAUGUUAUAAUAGUGUAGCAAGUUAGUAAGCAUAUGAGUAAUAAAUAAUUCAUUCUAUAUAAAAUAAAAUUCAAACAGAGAGAAA
This is a messenger RNA of Branchiostoma belcheri (Belcher's lancelet), 6561 nucleotides long. RefSeq names its product tuberin-like. Gene Ontology annotation, biological process: negative regulation of insulin receptor signaling pathway; positive regulation of GTPase activity; negative regulation of TOR signaling. NCBI's taxonomy places the organism in Eukaryota, Metazoa, Chordata, Leptocardii, Amphioxiformes, Branchiostomatidae. The coding region runs from base 69 to 6011 and encodes 1980 amino acids. Gene Ontology annotation, cellular component: cytoplasm; nucleus; TSC1-TSC2 complex. The record is from RefSeq and is a predicted model, not a curated record. Gene Ontology annotation, molecular function: GTPase activator activity. The transcript has 47 exons.